AUGUCCAUCCUGGCGAGUUUCUAUCUGCUGCAACGGCUGCACAACACCACCUUCAAGGCCUCCCGAGCCAGCUCCUCCCUGAGCCGCCGCUUUAGCAUCUGUGAUCCGCCACAUGUACCAAGCCCCAACCGACCUAUAAGGCCUCCACUUCUCACACAGCUGCUCCAACUGCUUGGGCAGCUCAUCCAAACCGUACAAAAUCUGCACCCCUUUCCUCACCCCAAGAUCACUCACCGGCAAAAUAUCAGGCCUCUGGAGAGAAAACAUCAUGAACAUUUGAACCGACCAAGAACCGAUCCCUUUAACCAUAGUCAGCAUCGUGAACAGAGACUUAUCGUCGUAUAUGUAGCUGGCUUUCCGGCCAGAGACUCCGAUCUGCUUCAGCUGCUGGGGGGUGAGGGUGAGGACGGUGUCAGGGGAGACAGAGUCGGAGCCUCCGCAGAGGGCCAUGAAGCGGUUGUAGAUUGUGGUUCCGGCCUUGAGGGCGAGCUGCUGGUAGAGGAUGCUCUUGGCGAGUGCGUGGAAUGGGGGGAGGCGUUCGGUGAACUCCGGCGGUGGGAGGGUGUCGAUGAGCAGGGCGAGCACGGGGUCGGCGGCGCGGAGGUGGCGGAUGGCGGACUCGAUCUCGCCCUCGACGGUCAGGGGGGUAAGGCUCUGGAGGCUUGCGAGGCGCUCCGCCGGCGGUUUUUGGCGGUGGAGGCGCAGAGGGCUAAGGAAGACGAUGCGGAGGCGGAUGAGUCGUCGACGGACGGAAGGGAAAUGGAUGGUUUUUCGUGGAGAGUUUGCGGAUUUUCUGAGGUCGAAUCGGGAUUUUGGAAGGGUUCUGGGGAGCGUGGGGGAUUUCGGGAUCGGCAUCGGAAGAGUCUUGGCGGGGCUUGGGGGUUUCGAUCGGCGGCAGAGAAUGGGAUUCGGGUUUGGGUAGGUCGUCGAUUUGAGCUGGGGUUUGCUCACCCAUGUGAUCGGAGUGCGGCGGUGAGACCAAUCGACGGCGGAGAAUGGUGGUGGUGGUGGAGGGCGGUGCGUGGCGGAGGAUUGGGAUUCGGAGGAGAGAGAGAGAGGCGAAGAUUGAUUAGUUGGGGGCGAUUGAGUAAUCUCACAGAAUAA
Molecule: messenger RNA, 1104 nt
Organism: Striga asiatica
Lineage: Eukaryota; Viridiplantae; Streptophyta; Magnoliopsida; Lamiales; Orobanchaceae
Source: the annotation of a GenBank genome assembly